CAACACUUUAUUGUGCCGGAACAAACGGUUCGUUUUUCGGUCCAUUUUGUGUUUUUUUAAACGUUAGGCGGGCCAAUUGAAGUGACUGUUUCUCAAAAAAAAAAAAAAAAAAUUUGAAGUGACUGCGCUGCGAAUCGGACUGAAAAAAGUAAAGCAGCAGAGAAGAGAAGAGCUUUGCUAGUACAAUUUACAAAGCUGAAUAAACAAGGUAUCAGAUUUCGUCAAUCAUCUAAAAAUGGCGAUGGAUGCGAAUUUGGCUUCGUUGUUUGAGAACCUCAAGGUCGAAGAUCCAUGGCUUCCUCCCAGGUCUUGGGAAUCCAUCCCUUCCGAAAGCGGACGCCCUCCACCAAUUUCCUCUUCCUCUCACCCUCCUCCUCUCUUCCACGCCUCCACCGUCUCCGAGGAAAGUUUGGUGAGGUUGGCAAUGUAUGCAAUGCAAGGCGUAGAAUCGGCACUUAUUAGUAUCGAAAAGCUUUCUGCUGCCUUUGUUUCUGAACCGGCUGAUAGGACAUUCCAUCGAAUUCCAAGCCUGUGGACUCGGGCUUCCAGCACUCACGCUCUUGGAAACAUUCUGAGCUCCAUAGGCUGCUCGGGUUCUCGGGUUUUUCUUCUCCUUAAAUUUGUAGAUUAUUAUACCAAUUUUAGAUCGUGUGAAAACUCGACUAGCAAAGAUGGCAGUGAAUUGCAAGACGAAAAACGCCCUUCCUACAGCCUUGUUAAUCAGGCAUUUGCUGUUGCUGUUGGGAAGGUUUUGGAAGGGUACAUGUGUGCUCUCGACACGUUGUAUGCAUCGGUAGGUUUCAGGCGGCGAAUAUCAAGGAAUGAUGGCGCGCCAUCUUCUUUGGUGGGGUGUUUGACAAGUGUAGUGCAUUCUGAAAUUACAUUGUUGGAGCUGUACCUGCACACUAAGGACUUGAGGACUCAAAUUGAAGCUCUUGCUAAUAUUUGCAACCUACAUGAUGUAAAACUUUCCCUCGCGGUAUCUUCUGUUGAAGAUUCAAUCGCUAAAGCAGCAUUAGAGUUUUGUAACUUCCAUAGAGGAGGGGAUCUUCUCACUUAUUUAUAUAAACAACUGCAGGUUGCUGAUAAUUCCCACCGUGCUCUACUCAAGUUUCUCUUUCUUCGGUCAUGUGAACCAUAUUGUGGGUUUAUCAGGUCAUGGAUAUUCAAAGCUGAGAUUAGUGAUCCUUAUAAGGAGUUUAUAGUAGAAUAUUCUAACAAUCUACCACCUAAUCAACAUGGUAAAGUAGGCAUAUCUGUUGACUUCACGUUGCCAAGUAUCAGGGAGCAAGAUGGAGUUGCUGUUCCUUGUUUUCUAAAGAACUUCUUGGUUCCACUUGUCAGAGCUGGUCAGCAGCUUCAAGUGCUGACAAAAUUGCUUGAAAUGUAUAUUUAUGUUGCCACUGGGGACCAUACUCAUGAGGAUUUUCUUCCGUGCUGGAGUGGGUUUUCAAACAGUUCUCCGUCUUAUGCAUCUCCAGUGACUUUCAGCAAAGUAAAUAUAGAAGCCAUGGUACUGGCAAGAGACAGUUACUACAAAAUGAUGGAGGAAAAACUUGAAUAUCUUUUGUCAAAAUUGAAGUUUAGACAUGAACAGGUAGCUCCCUGUUGCCCUGAAACAAUGUACUUUGCCAAUGGUGGAAGGAGUUCAAACAAUUCAGUUUCAUGCACAUUGGAUGACACUUCAAUUGCUCCUUCAACAGCAGAUAAAAGAAGCUCAAAUGUUGAUAUUAAUGUGGACUGUGAUUCAAUGGAUGAGUUGUCUUUUGUGAUGGAUACAGACGAUUCGUCUGAAUGUUCGUCCUCGAACAGCUCUGAAGAGCAAAUCGAGUCUGAGCAGCUAAUUGAGCCUCCAAAUCACACUAAGUAUUUAUCUGCUUUAAGCUUCUCCCUGAGUACUUCCAUGGAUAUUUCUUUGCAAAAGCCUCAUGAAUUUAAAAAUUCAUGUCAUAUAGAAAAUGAUUCACGUGGAAUUUGUGAAGUAACAGACAGCCUCAGUCAUGAUGUGCAUUCUCAUAAUAACGGUAUGUUUUUAAGUCACUUACCUGAGCUGCUCGAGCCAGAGGAGUCUAACCAGUCAUGCACAUCUGAUAUUCAACAUACAGAUUCUCUAGCUGAUAAAGUCUUUUCACUAGGACACCCUCAGAAAGACUCUGACCUAAAUCCGAGGAAAGCAAAUGUGGGAGUAAUAAUGGAAGGUACAUCAUAUUUUCACAAAAUUCAGGCCAUGUUAGAUGCUUCGAUUGGGGAAGCCACUGGCAAGGGCCAACUUGAAAAUUCCACACACACUCCGUAUUUAUAUACGUUGCAAAGGUGUAAGUCUUACUACCAAAGCAAUUUUAUGAGUGUGAAUCCAAUGUUGACAAGUUAUGCUUUCCUUCACUCAAUAAGCAAGCCAGGAGAGAGAUGCAAUGCAGACUAUGGCCGAUCUUUACCUUACUUUGACUUUACCUCUGUAGAAGACCCUUGUAAGUUAUGCGUGGAACAGUCAGCAACUGGUUCUGUGCAUGAAUUUGGAACUGAGCCUCGAUUACUCAUGCAUUCUCAUGCUUCUUCUACCAGAAGUAAGAGUGAUCGUCAUAGUAAACAAGGCUAUGACGGAGACCAUGUUUUAAUUGAUAAUAUUGAAGUGCCUUAUGUUUGUUCACCAUCAUACUUGAAGGACCACAACCAAGAAGUUAUAAAAAAUGUUUCUGGUGGGAGUAGUUGGGAGAGUUUGCUUGGUGGUUCCAGUAUCACCAUUGAUAAUAGUGUUGGAGAUACCUAUCAAAAAAAAGAUAAUAGUGUUGGAGAUCAGAGGCAGAGUUUGUCAGCCAUGUUUGAGAUACCACUUGAUUUCAUCAUUGAAAAAUGCUUACUGCAGGAAAUCAUUCUUCAAUAUAAGUAUGUCAGCAAGUUAACUAUCAAGUUGCUUGAGGAAGGAUUUGAUUUGCAAGAACAUUUUCUGGCACUGCGGCGUUACCAUUUCAUGGAAUUAGCAGAUUGGACAGAUUUGUUUAUCAAGUCACUUUGGCAACAUCCGCAUAAGUGGUGUGUUGCUGAGCCAGAUCAGAGACUUUCAGAAAUUCAAGGUUUCCUUGAGUUGUCAGUUCAGAGGUCUUCAUGCGGGCGAGACCGUUAUAAGGAUAGGUUAUUUGUGUACAUGAAAGGACACAAAACUAUGCCUCUUUCAACAUCUAUGAAUGGAGUGCAUUCCUUUGAUUUUUUAGGAUUGGGUUACCGAGUGGAUUGGCCACUUAGUAUUGUUUUGACUCCUGAUGCUUUGCAAAUAUAUGCUGAAAUAUUCAGUUUUUUGGUAAAAGUGAAGCUUGCCGUAUUUGCAUUGACUGAUGUAUGGCGUUCAUUGAAGGAGUUGGUGCACUUGAUUAAACUGAAUCGCCAUUCUGAAAAUCAUGAAAGUGAAGUAGGCCAUUUUAAUAUAUUGACGAAGCUAAGGCAUCAGGUCAAUCAUUUUGUAUCUACAUUACAACAAUACGUGGAGUCACAAUUAUCUCAUGUAUCAUGGUGCAGGUUUCUUAACUCCCUUCAGAAUAAGGUCAAAGAUAUGUUGGAUCUUGAUUCGGUGCAUAUGGCUUAUUUAAUGGAUUCGUUACACAUAUGUUUCCUCUCUCAUGAAACGCGGCAUGUAGCAAGCAUUGUUGAAAACAUAUUACAAUGUGCACUAGACUUCCGGUCUUGCCUCACUGGAGGCAUAUGGAAUGUUGGCAUGGAUCGAAGAGAUUUGAUGGGUAAAUUUUCAAGAAUCAAUAUAUCCCAGGUGCUUGCCAUAAAGCGAACAUUUGACAAAAAUCUGAAAGAAUUGCACCUUUGCUAUCUGAAGUCACCUAAACAUGGGGAGUACGGGCUUUCCCGUUUUUGGGCGUCUCUCAAUUAUAAUGAGUAUUACUCAGAUGUUGGUAAUGGCAUGGACUAUUAUGCUUUCUCGGUGUAAGGCUAUCUAUAAUGCCAAUUAGGACAAGCUUUUUGGGUGUUUUUGUGUUUUGUUUGUGAAGAAAAUGAUGAGCGUGUUAUUGUGAAAGGUAAAAAGUAAUACGUACU
Quercus lobata is the source of this 4038-nucleotide messenger RNA. RefSeq names its product Spc97 / Spc98 family of spindle pole body (SBP) component. Bases 236 to 3931 code for a protein of 1231 amino acids. Lineage: Eukaryota; Viridiplantae; Streptophyta; Magnoliopsida; Fagales; Fagaceae. Gene Ontology annotation, molecular function: microtubule minus-end binding; gamma-tubulin binding. The record is from RefSeq and is a predicted model, not a curated record. Gene Ontology annotation, biological process: cytoplasmic microtubule organization; spindle assembly; meiotic cell cycle. The transcript is spliced from 15 exons. Gene Ontology annotation, cellular component: spindle pole; gamma-tubulin complex; microtubule organizing center.